This is a messenger RNA of Penaeus indicus, 2762 nucleotides long. RefSeq names its product protein zyg-11 homolog B-like. Gene Ontology annotation, cellular component: Cul2-RING ubiquitin ligase complex. Bases 150 to 2387 code for a protein of 745 amino acids. The record is from RefSeq and is a predicted model, not a curated record. NCBI's taxonomy places the organism in Eukaryota, Metazoa, Arthropoda, Malacostraca, Decapoda, Penaeidae. The transcript is spliced from 11 exons.
AUCGAAUUCCCUUGUGGCGCACGAAGGGAUUCCGAACUCAAGAGAUUUGUCAAAACAAACUUCCUUAUUGUGAAUCCAAAAGAGGAACUUGUCUACGACCUUAGAAGAGUGUUGCGUGAUUGCAUUGUACAGAUAUCUGCUAUGACAGGAUGGUAGAGAGUCCUGGAACCUUACAGGAGCUGGUAGUGGAAUUCAUUGCCAGCCAUGUCAAGGAAGUUUGCACCUCACGUGUGUCUCUGGAUGACAACACCCACAGACUGUACUUCAGGGACUCCAAUGCAUUUUGUCACCAAAAAGUUGCAAACUUGCUGCUUAUGACAAUGGACAGAAAAGGCCUCCUAGAUGAUUUGAAUAUGACAUUGUUUGAUCCAGUGGUGCUGCGCCUAAGUCAAGUAACUCUACACAAUGCUAAUAAUGUAACUUGUAAGGGUCUCAGAAUACUAAAAAGUCAUCAAAUACAAUCUGUGGAAGUGAAAAACCUAUCAAAAGUUUCAGUGGAUGAACUUAUUAGCUGCUUUGGUGAAUGGACCCUCAAUAAUAUACAUGCAUUAAGUGUUAGUGGAUCUACUUUUACUUCUCAUACAUCAAAUGCAGUUUGUAAAGGAAAUACACUAUCAACAAAAUUAUAUGUAGGCCUUAGCAAGUUGAAGAAUUUACAUAUGUUGAAUGUCAGUGGAACAGAACUAUCAUUCCAUGCACUACUGAAUAUUUGCAAUGACCUGCAUAUGCUCAGUUCCCUUGAUAUAUCCAACUGCAGUAAACUGGAAUCAGUAGAGUGUCUUCGUAUCAGAAAAAACACCCUUAAAUCAUUGAACAUGUACAACCUAAAAGUGCUGCGUAUGGAAGAAACAAAACAAGUGCUGCUGGAACUAAGAGGUCUCAUCCACCUAGACAUCAGUGAAAACAAGGGCAGUCAGGACCCAAUUGACCGACUCAUGCCCAUGAAGCCUAUUGUACCUGACUUGCUCAGGGACACUUUGUUUGGCCCAAACCUCAGAUCACUGGACAUCUCAGGGCAGGACCAAACCAAGCUGGAGGAUCUACACUUCUUCCUCAAAGGCCACCCUAAGCUAGAGUUCCUUGGACUUAUGCUGACGUCUCUCUGUUUGGACACAGUAUUCCUUGAUGGCUACAAUAUCACAGUUACCGGUGUAGCACGUGCAGACCAAUUGAUAGAGGCACUCAAAAGAUAUCCAUCUAGAAUGGAAUAUGUCCCCAAGAUACUGUAUAAAAUUUUUAUGCUCACCACUCACUUUGAGGCACCGAGACCAGAUGUUAUUAAGCUCAUUCUACCAGUGAUGAAUAUGCACAGCAAGCAGAGUCCCAUACAGCUGGCUGGAACUGCUUGCUUGUAUAAUCUAACGAAAGGACAAGUGGGCGAGCAGAUUCAUCCUCACAUACUUCGAGAUGUAGUCCAUACAACCCUCACCGCAAUGAGUAUCUUUCCAGAUCAUGCUCAGUUGCAGAAAAAUGGUCUCUUAACUUUGUGUUGUGAUCGCAUUCUUCAUGAGGUUUCAUUUGAUAAGUACUGGUGUGCACGCCUUGUGUUGGACUGUCUCCUGACCUUCAGUGAUAGUUCAACUGACAGAAUGGCUGUUGCCAUUUGUUCCAUUCUUGCUGCAAAAAUAUCAACAGCUCAGACUGCCCUCCUUGGAGCAAAGAGUGUCUAUAUGCGAAAACUGCUGACAUUGGUUCAGAUAAGAAUGGAAGAGAAAUCUGUAGACAUAACACUGAAGUUCACCCUCUCAGCAUUAUGGAACUUAACAGAUGAGUCCCCAGCAACAUGUGAAGUCUUCUUGGCAGAAAAUGGCCUUACCCUUUUCUUGAAGCUUCUUACAGUGUUUGCCCAAGAUGCUGCUGUAGAGACCAAAGUCCUUGGCUUGUUAAAUAACAUAGCUGAAGUGUCCCCACUGCGAAGUGCUCUCAUCAAUGAACCUUUUGUUUCACAACUUAAGACACUUUUGUGGUCACCAAAUGUUGAUGUAAGCUAUUUUGCUGCUGGCAUUGUUGCACACUUGGUGUGUGCUGGACAUGACUCUUGGGAUGAGUCUGGCAUCUCAAAGGAGGACCUACUUGAAGAACUUGGAAAGGUUGUAACAAGUUGGGAGCAGCCUAAGGAUGAGAUGGUUGCAUACCGUUCCUUCCAGCCUUUCAUUCCAUUGUUGACAGCAUUGAACAUGCACCAAGUCCAGCUGUGGGCUGUGUGGGCACUGCAUCAUGUUACCACCAAAAACAGUAAGCGGUAUUGUCACAUGCUAGUACGCGAAGGAGUAGAUGAUGUUUUGCGAAAGCUAGUAGCUCUACCAGGAUCAAAUGCAUCAGUUCGGGAGCUGGCUGGAAAAGUUGUGGAUGUACUUCAUGAAAAUGGCUUUACAAAAGAUACCUAGUAACAGGGAAUUUUUAUUAUAAUAGAUCUGCUUCCUAUUAUUAUUAUUUUAAAAAUAUUUAAUGAAAUGUGAUUAUGCUUAGUCUUUGUAAUGGAAGACUUUCUUGCCCUCUGUUACUGCUGUCCAUAUGAUAUGAUGGAUUAUGUUAAUCAUACUAUUAUUACAUAAUUUUUGAUGUUGUAUUUAAAGAGUGCGAGGUAAAAAGCAUAGGAAUUGCUUUCAAGAUUAUCUGAAAUGCAUUGGGAGAGAAAAAGUUAUUUAAGAAAGGCAAUCAUAUCUAUCUAAUAUAUUGAGAUUAAUAUAAUAAUACAUGUAUACAUUACUAAAUGCACACACACACAUGCACAAGCACAAACACACACAAACACACCACAC